AUGGCCCAAUUCACUGCCCCGGAGCACGUUCUUGUGCCAAACAAUAGGCUUGUUUUCAACAUAAUAUCUGUGAAAUGUGGCCAUUGCUCAAAUUUGCUUUCUGUGCAUUUGGGAUCGACGUCGUUGCUCGAAACUCAACCUCUCCAUGAUUUCCAGGAAAUUGAAAUGCAGGCCUACGAUAUCGGAGCUCAUAGAAACUGGGUGGAGUGCGGGUCAUCAUCGUCCAUGUGCAAUUGGGCUCCGACGCAUAACAAUCAAGGACAGACUAAACCUAUUCGUCCUCCAGAAAAGAGACAACGAGUUCCUUCUGCUUAUAAUAGGUUUGUCAGGGAAGAAAUUCAAAGGAUAAAGGCAAACAACCCUAGUAUUAGCCACAAGGAAGCAUUCAGUUCAGCAGCAAAGAAUUGGGCACACUUCCCUCGCCUUCAAAUUGGACUAAACCUCGACGAGAACACGAAGAUAGAGAUUGACAAGGAGAAUAAUAACUCUAUGAUGGGUUAA
Messenger RNA from Zingiber officinale, 501 nucleotides. Its product is annotated as protein YABBY 2-like. Bases 1 to 501 code for a protein of 166 amino acids. Lineage: Eukaryota; Viridiplantae; Streptophyta; Magnoliopsida; Zingiberales; Zingiberaceae. Gene Ontology annotation, cellular component: nucleus. Gene Ontology annotation, biological process: multicellular organism development; cell fate commitment. The transcript is spliced from 6 exons. The record is from RefSeq and is a predicted model, not a curated record.